This is a messenger RNA of Lottia gigantea (owl limpet), 387 nucleotides long. RefSeq lists its product as hypothetical. Lineage: Eukaryota; Metazoa; Mollusca; Gastropoda; Lottiidae. Bases 1 to 387 code for a protein of 128 amino acids. The record is from RefSeq and is a predicted model, not a curated record. The transcript has 4 exons.
AUGACGGCCGAAAAUUUAAGCAGCAAGACGUGCGGAAAGGUGUUUCCUUCGAAAAAAACAUUCUGGAGCGCUUUUGACAGCGGGAACCAAGUGUCAAGUAUUGCGCAGUUAAGAUUCUUUGUGAACAGAAUAUUUAAAGGUCGUCAUUCGAAUAAUGAACAUCAGAUAAAUGUACAACAAACUUAUAUUGGAAAACAACAACAAGGACACAUACAGAAAACCAAACCAAACUUAACAUUAAGUUGUGGAGUUAAAGGAACUUUAGGAGAAAUCCCACAGGGAGGUCAUCGUCCCUGCCCUGCCGAGAUGGAAUCUGGCCAUCCUGGCCUAUGUUAUUGCACUGCUGGUCGUUUAGCCCAAGUCUGUCAAUCUCGGAUGGUAUGUUAA